CAGGUUUGGAAUGACAUAAGUGUGAGUAUACUACUGUUUCAAAAAUAUCGAUACUUCGAUAUUGAAAUAUCUAUCUGAAACGGUUCCAAUACUCCUUUUCUGCAGUAUCGAUACACAAAUUCCAUCUGCGCAUUCUUGGUCUAUUCUCCUGGACAGCUAAUUAACACACCCACCUCCUCUCACUCACUCGUCUCAUUUGCUCCGGUUGAAUAGUGCUUGUAUUGCUCAUAAUUUUACUAAUUCCUGCAGGUUUCGCACUCACACCAAAAGCUUGCGCACCACUGAUAAGUUGCUCUCUCAUAAAGCUGCCUCUCAAACAGCUUGCAAGUACUAAAUUUAGCUGUUUUUCCUGGCUUAUUGCGCUUAAAUAAACAUUUUUCAAAAUGCUCAUCUUGGUGAGUAUUCAGGUAAAAACAGUCAGUUUUAGAACGUAAAUAGUUGAAAAAGAAAUGGGAACCAAACAGAAGAGGACACAAAGUAUACCCAGCUAGAAAAAACAUCCUAUUCACGUAUUUGUUGGACCCUAAACAAACCUGUCACUACUACAACUAUGAAAAUAAAAGCUGAGCAAAUACAGAUGGCAGAGCAUUGAAUAAUAUUAUUACAUAAAACAAAAAGGAAAAUUGCCUAGGCCAACAUAUUCAAAAAUUUGACUCAUCGAUGUCCAUGAAAUAAACAAGUUUUAACCCACCAGACAUAAAUACGUCAUAGAUACACAAUUUUAGCCAUUUUACCAUGAAUACAGACAAGAUACCAUGAUACUACCACUACCAAAAGUAAUUAAUCAUGUCUGCUUUAGUCACAAUCUCGAUUCAAACACCCACGCGAUCUCAUUCCUAAAUGUCAACGAUUCGCCUGUGUCUGAUAAAAUCUCAUCAGAACAUUCUAUUUUGGCACUGCCUCUGAGCCACUCGUGUAUGAAUCAGCUAAACAUUAUUUUCAACCACACAGUAUCGUUUUUCUGUGUUACAAAUAAUCAUAUCACAGUAGUACUGGAAUAAAAGAUAAUAGUUUGGAUAUGAACAAUGAUUUCUACGGUAGCGAUAAAAAUAGAGCAAAUCACCUUUUGAAAGUUGGCACUUCAAAUAACAGUUGUAUCAAAUACUCGUUACACCACCAGUUGGCGACAAGUGACUGUUAAAAAUGUAUUUGUCAUUGAAUUGUUCAUUCAAGAGAUUCGUUCAAAAACGCUGAUUCAUCCACUAAUGAAACAAGUGAAGUACACUAUAUUGCCUAAAGUAUUGGGACACCCCGCCAACUCAUUGAAUUCAGGUGUUCCAAUCACUUCCAUGGCCACAAGACAUUUUGGACAAUUUCAUGCUCCCAACUUUGUGGGAACAGUUUGGGGAUGGCCCCUUCCUGUUCCAACAUGACUGUGCACCAGUGCACAAAGCAGGGUCCAUAAAGACAUGGAUGAGCGAGUUUGGUGUGGAGGAACUUGACUGGCCUGCACAGAGUCCUGACCUCAACCCGAUAGAACACCUUUGGGAUGAAUUAGAGCGGAGACUGUGAGCCACGCCUUCUCGCCAAUCACUGCCUGACCUCAUAAAUGUGCUUCUAGAAGAAUGGUCAAAAAUUCCCAUAAACACACUCCUAAACCUUGUGGAAGGCCUUCCCAGAAGAAUUGAAGCUAUUAUAGCUGCAAAGGGUGGGCCAACUCCAUAUUAAACCCUACGGAUUAAGAAUGGGAUGUCAUUAAAGUUCAUGUGCAUGUAAAGGCAGGCAUCCCAAAACUUUUGGCAACAUAGUGCAUUAAUGAAAAACGCCUGCAGUGAGUUCGGAGACUCUCUUGUCAUCAAGGUUGCCAUGGAGAAGCCAUGGAGGUUAUGGGCGGCACUUGAGGCGUGUUUGCUCACUGUGUGCGCGUGGUCAUGGGGAAUCUGCCGCGUCUCCCUGCUGGCCCUCAUUCUGACCUUCCACCUGUACGGAGGCUUCAUACUGCUGGGACUCAUCCUGGUCUCUGUGGCCGGCAUCCUGUACAAGUUCCAGGACGUGCUUCUCUACUUCCCCGACCAGCCCUCUUCCUCCCGCCUUUAUGUUCCCAUGCCGACUGGAAUCCCACAUGAGAACGUGUAUGUCCGAACCAAAGAUGGUGUGCGGCUCAAUCUCAUCCUGCUCCGUUACACGGGCGAAAACCCUGCAACCGCUCCCACCAUUUUAUAUUUCCACGGCAAUGCGGGGAACAUCGGCCAUCGUGUGCCGAACGCACUGCUCAUGCUGGUGAACCUGAAGGCCAACGUGGUUCUGGUGGACUACAGAGGCUACGGAAAGAGCGAAGGAGAACCUAGCGAAGAGGGACUGUACCAGGACGCAGAGGCUACCUUGGAUUACAUCAUGACCCGGCCGGACAUCGACAAGACCAAGGUAGUGCUGUUCGGCCGCUCGUUGGGAGGUGCGGUGGCCAUCCGCCUGGCAUCGGGCAACCCGCAUCGAGUGGCUGCCAUCAUGGUGGAGAACACUUUCCUGAGCAUCCCGCACAUGGCGGCCACGCUGUUCUCUUUCUUCCCCAUGCGUUACCUGCCGCUCUGGUGCUACAAGAACAAGUUUCUGUCCUAUAGACAUGUGGCGCUCUGCCGUAUGCCAUCUCUUUUCAUCUCCGGCUUAUCAGACCAACUCAUCCCCCCGGUGAUGAUGAAACAGCUGUACGAGCUGUCUCCGUCUCGGACUAAACGCCUCGGCAUCUUUCCCGAAGGUACGCACAAUGACACCUGGCAGUGCCAGGGUUAUUUUGCUGCCCUAGAGCAGUUUAUGAAGGAGUUACUUAAAAGCCAUGCAAGUGAAGAGACGGCCCAGGGGACGGCCAACGUCACCAUAAUCUAGAACAGUAACUACUGUUGACUGCUCUAUAAAUCUGGACCCUCUCAAAAAGAAUGUACAAUUUAUUCUCUCUUUUAUAUUAUUUCUCUUCUCCCCAACUUCCUAAGCUCUUUCCUUUCAUUGAUCACACACCAAGAAUUCAUUAUUAGCAAUUUCAUUUAUUCAGUAGAGAAGGCUGCAUUUUUUUUUUUUAAGCCUUUAAAAUAUUUUUUGUCAGUUUUUAUAUUAAGUAUAAAUGCAUCUGCCUCAAGAAUUUAGUGCCCUCUUGGUCUUUUUCUUUUCUUUUAAUUUUCAAGCAAUUUCCACCCUUGAAGGGUUAGUUCACCCAAAAAUGAAAAUUCUGUUUUUGAUUACACACCCUCGUGUUGUUUCAAACCUGUAAGACUUUCGUUCAUCUUCGACACAAAUUAAACCUGAGUGCUUUCUGUCUUUCCAUUGACACCUUACGCAACUACCACUUUCAAGCCCCAGAAAGGUAGUAAAGACAUCAUUAAAGUAAUCCAUGUGACUCCAGUGGUUUAACCUCAGUUUUACGAAGCGACACGAGUGCUUUGUUUGUGCAAAAAAACAUAAUUUACCACUUCAUUUACAAAAUAUUAAUAUCCAACACGCAUUCACGCAACGUCUGCUCUCGCAUCAAAACAACACACGUCGUGGUGUUCUCGUGAACGUGCAUUGGAGAUUAAUAUUUUGUAAAUAUAGUGGUAAAUUGUGUUUAUUCAUGCAAACAAAACACUUGCGUCACUUCAUAAAAUUGCGGUUAAACCUCUGCAGUCACAUGGAUUACUUUAAUGUCUUUACUACCUUUCUGGGACUUGAAAGUGGUAGUUGCAUAGGCUGUCAAUGGAGGGACGGAAAACUCUCAGAUUUUAUUAAAAAUAAUUUUAUUUGUGUUCUAAAGAUGAACAAAAGUCUUACGGGUUUGGAACAACAUGAUGGUGAGUAAUUCAUGAAAACAUAUUUUUGGGUGAACUAACCGUUUAAAUGUAUACUAAAAGCCCACCCACCUGCACAUGCAAUUUGAAAAUAGUUAUGUCUAAUCAUAUUAUUCUAAACUACUUCAUUAUCUUAAAUUAUUCAGUCUUGCCGUCAGUUUGUAGGCAAUGUUUUUUUUUUUUUUUUUUUUUUUUUAAGAAUAGCGGUUUAAAUUUGUGAGUAAAUUAAUGUCUGUGGUUAACAUUACUUGAUGAAGCAUUCACAUUUGUUAUACAAGUUGGUAACAAAUUGCAAAAAAAAAAAAAAAAAAAACUUUUUCAAGUUUCAAAAAUCUAGUUUGAAGUAUAACUGUAUAUAAUGUUAACCAGUGACCUUAUUUUACUUAUGCAUGAUAAACUGCUAUUCCAUAAAGUCCUAGAUUUUAGGACUACUAAACUGAACAACCCUAACAAAUUACUUUUUAUUUAUUUUGUUUAUAUGUAAUCUACUUUUUUCUUAUUGAAAUAAUUUUUUGCCUUUUAAAUUCCAAUGAAUACAGCUAAAUGGUCCAGGGGCAACUGAUCCUAGUUCACUCAUCUUUGUAUAUGGCAUUUCAUGCAUUCAGUCCUCGACACUGGCCGUAAUGUGUUGGAGCUUUAUUUUAUCACACUGCCUUCUUUUUUUACGGGAGGUUAAAAAUCCACUCAGGAAAACGGCUCAUUGUGGUUUAAUCCCAUGUUUUGGAUUUGCAUAUGGAGCUGUGUGUGAGAAGCAUAGAUUUCUCUACUGAUUUUCAUGUGGGCUGCAGUACACUGUGAGCACUGUAUGAAAAUACCAACACAACAAGCCUAAUGUAUGUUUACUCCCUCUCAGGCUUAGUUAUCUUCUGGAAGUAAGAGUGAAAUCGCACAUAACAGCUGCUUGACUGAGUUCCAAGCACAGUCCAUUUGCACAACUUGUAAAUAAGACAUUUCCCUUCAUUUAAACAGGUCAAGUCUUCUUAGCAUCAGUUCUCUGCCCAUGACCUGUUUUGUUUGGAUCAUGUUGAAAAACCUGUCCAUUGGUGACUGUUGCGCAGUAGUCAAAUCCAUUUUCUUUAACUCUUUGCAGAUCCCUUAAAAAUCAGAAACAUUCACAAAAAUGUAAAGGAUUAAUUCACGCAAAAAAAAAAAAAAAUGAAAAUGGUCAUCAUUUACUCACCAUUUAUGUCAUUCCAUACCUGUAUGACUUUUUUCUUCAAUUUUGAAGAGUGCGUUAGUUGCUCUUUUCAAUGCAGUUACAGGUAGAAGCCUAAAGCUUCAAAAGAACUCAAUAAAAUUGAGGUAUCCUAACUCCAUAUGACUUGAACAAAAUCUUUUAGAAUUGUGAAUAAAUCUCUCUUUUGCGACACAGAUCAACAAGAUUCUCUCAUGAACUCUCAUGAGUGCGCCAAGAAGAGCUACAGCUGAUAGCUCGGUGAAGAACAAAAUUCAGGGUCCAGAAGACUUGGAAUACAGAGCUCAAGUCAUCUUGAAAGCUUUGGUUCUUAACUAUUGUUAUUGCAUAGACAUGAAUGACCAUCACAUUCUUCGAAAUGUCUCCUUUCAUGUUCCACAGAAGAAAGUUGUAUGAGUUUGGAAGAGUAAAUGAUGACAAAUUUUUCAGUUAACUAUUUAACGUAUUGAAUCGGGGGUAAUGACAUUGAGGUUUGUCCUUUCUGUAGGCUCACGUUGGUGGUUGACCCAAUACAAGGUGGACUUUGCAAACCUUGCCCAUUAUAUAGUGUUGGAUCAGUGCACAACCUGUAAUUUUUGCAUGCUUUAAUCAGCACAUUUCGUUUAACUCUAAUGCACUUUACGCUCACAUCUGUUGUAAUGUGUGAAAACUGCCUGUGAAUGUUAAGAUAACAGAUUUCAAAGGCAGAGUGAUCCUAUGUCAGUUUGCAUGCAAAUAUUGAUAUCUUCAAACAAGAGGUUAUGUCAGGCUUCCAAAGUCCACCUUUCGGGAUUCGGCAGAUUCUUUUUGACCUGAGGUUCUCGAGGGUGUUUAAGAGAUCGUAUAGUAGCACAGUUGAGCUCUAGAUGUCUUCAGUUAUGUCUAAUGUUGUUAGUUAUGUAGAAACAGGAAAGUUGUAAGUGAGUAAGAAGUGGAACCAGCCAAUGCAAGAGGAAAAAGUUCCCAAGACACUGGGAUUUUUGUGGUUUCAAGACAUCGGUACUUUUGUAUAUCAGUUUAUUGACCUUUUGAUUUUAAAAGAAAUAUUUGUAAUGGUCAUUAUUGAUCAUAAUAGGCCCAAUUCAUAAGAACUGCCUCUAAACCUUACGAGGAAAUAUUUUCAAAUUCAUAUAUAUCAUUUGCAUUGUGUCAUUUAGUUGAACUCAAAUUGACGUGCCAUGAUACCUUAUUGAUUGUCUGUGUGGUUGAGUGUAAACCUUGGAACAAAGAUGCUGACAUAUGAUAAAAUAAUGAAAAAACUGCUUUAGAGUUUACUAGAUUUGACUAAUACUCCAUUGGCAUGUUCUGGCCAUUUUCUGGGGCUAGUUUGUAUGUUGAAAUCUCAUUUCAUUUUGUUCAUAAACUGAAUAUAUGAAAUAAUAUAAAGCGCUGCUCAUGUUUUGUAUUUGCUUUUUACAGUAAAUAGCAGAGCGGAAAGAUUCAGUUGUGAAUGUGCAAGGAGGGUUUUCUUAUUCUUUCAACAUUUGUGUUUUGAGCUAUGGAUUUUCUAUUCGAAUCAUGUGUUCAUGUACAUACAAUUGAAUCACACUUUCUAUUUUCUGUGUGGUGACAUGCAAUAAAGAAAUCAAACCCUUCUGAUAA
Messenger RNA from Ctenopharyngodon idella (grass carp), 6528 nucleotides. It is a transcript of the gene abhd13, whose product is annotated as abhydrolase domain containing 13. The transcript is spliced from 2 exons. The coding region runs from base 1756 to 2820 and encodes 354 amino acids. The record is from RefSeq and is a predicted model, not a curated record. Gene Ontology annotation, cellular component: membrane. Gene Ontology annotation, molecular function: palmitoyl-(protein) hydrolase activity. NCBI's taxonomy places the organism in Eukaryota, Metazoa, Chordata, Actinopteri, Cypriniformes, Xenocyprididae.